AAACAAACACACUAACAAACACACACAAACACACACAAACAAACACACACACUAACAAACACACACGAACACACACAAACAAACACACACAAACAAACACACAAACAGAAGGAAAACACAGACAUAGAACCUGAGGACAAAGACCAGGACCAAAGCAGACCAAAACCCGGACCAGACACUGACCGGACCAGGACCGGACUAGGACCAGACCGGGACUGGAUCAGACCAAGACCAGAUCAGGGCCAGAACAGACCACAACUGGACCAAGACCAGACCAGAACCAGAUCAGAGCCAGGACCAGAGCAAACUAGACCAUGGCCAGACCAAGACCAGACAAGGACCAGAUUGGAACCAGGACCAGACCAGGACCACCACGUCCUCAUCUGUCUGGCCUCAUUGUGUCAGUUCUUCUGUUCUGGUUCUCUUCGUCCCUGCAGGUCCACGGAGCCGCUCUGGUCCAGCCCGAUCCGCUUCAGACCAGUUCAGACCGCUGGUUCGGUCCGGUUCAGACCAGUUCAGACCAGCAGUCAUGUUGAAUCCUCUGAGGGUCCUGGUUUCUGUCAGAACCGGUCCUCCGUCCCGCUGCUGCUCCAGCUUUGUCUCCAGGAUGAGGUUCAUCAGCCGACUGAAGGAGGAUGAUGAGGCGUGUGCCGCAGCGCUGCAGAACGGAUCCGUCCUCCUGUUCCACAAACUGGAACCACUGCUGCACAGAACCAAGACCGGAACCUUCAGACCCGGGUCACAGCCCAGCUCAGGGUUGCAGUCGGUUCUGGAGCGGCUCGGUGCAGACAGAUCCCUGCUGAUGGAGUCGGUUCUGAUCGGCUGCUCUGAACAGAACCAGGCUCAGUUCUGCUUGGACGUCGGUAAGAACCUCAUGAAUGCGGUGUUUCCUGCACACUGCCGGGCCCUGAAUGCACCACUGUGUUCUGUGUGUUUAGGGGGUUUGGACCGGGUCGCCAUCGAGGACGUGUGUCGGGGGAAGUUCGUGGACCUGAGGAAGUCCUUCUUCCUUCUAACUGGGCCUGAGGCGCCUCUGGUGGCCAAGGCUCAGGCUCUGCUGCGCUGGCACCAAACCCACGGCUUCUGCAGCGCCACGGGCCAACCCACCCAGCGGAACCGGGCCGGGAGCCAGAGGGUCUGCGGCAGCAGCGGCAUCGUGUACUACCCACAGAUGUCUCCGGUCGUCAUCGUCCUGGUGUCUGAUGGGAAACGGUGUCUUUUAGGUCGACAGUCGUCGUUUCCACCGGGAUUGUACAGCGCACUGGCAGGAUUCUGUGACAUGGGUGAGACCGUGGAGGAGACUCUUUCCAGGGAGGUGGCAGAGGAGGUGGGUCUAGAGGUUGAGGGCGUGUCCUACAGCUCCUCACAGCAUUGGCCCUUCCCACACAGCUCCUUCAUGAUUGGCUGCCAUGCCUCCAUUAGCCCCGCCCACACAGAGCUGACCGUCGACCGCUCUGAGCUAGAGGACGCUCGCUGGUUCACGCUGGAGGAAAUAAGCUCCGCCCUGCAGGUGAAGACCCCGCCCAGGAGAGGGGACCCGCCCGUCACCUGGCUCCCACCGAGUCACGCCCUCGCCCACCGCCUCAUCACGGAGUGGGUGGAGCUACAGCGCAGCGGGGAGGCGGGAAAAUGACGAAGAUGAAGAAGCUUCGAUCAGUUUGAUACACGAUCAAUACUAACGGUGUCAUGUUGUGAAUCUACCUCAUGUUUGUAUUAAAACACUGAAGUC
This is a messenger RNA of Sphaeramia orbicularis (orbiculate cardinalfish), 1729 nucleotides long. It is a transcript of the gene nudt13, whose product is annotated as nudix (nucleoside diphosphate linked moiety X)-type motif 13. The transcript has 7 exons. NCBI's taxonomy places the organism in Eukaryota, Metazoa, Chordata, Actinopteri, Kurtiformes, Apogonidae. The record is from RefSeq and is a predicted model, not a curated record. The coding region runs from base 530 to 1633 and encodes 367 amino acids. Gene Ontology annotation, molecular function: hydrolase activity; metal ion binding.